Sitophilus oryzae (rice weevil) is the source of this 663-nucleotide messenger RNA. Its product is annotated as ATP-dependent DNA helicase PIF1-like. Gene Ontology annotation, biological process: telomere maintenance; DNA repair. The record is from RefSeq and is a predicted model, not a curated record. Bases 1 to 663 code for a protein of 220 amino acids. The transcript has 2 exons. Gene Ontology annotation, molecular function: DNA helicase activity. Lineage: Eukaryota; Metazoa; Arthropoda; Insecta; Coleoptera; Curculionidae.
AUGGAUGAAAUUUCAAUGGUAUCUUAUCAAAUGCUGUGUAUGAUUGACGCACGAUUAAGACAACUUAAAAAUCAUGAAGACGAGUUCUUUGGAGGCAUAAACGUUUUACUUUUUGGAGAUCUGUUACAACUGCCUCCAAUCAAACGCUCCGGAGCUCCUGUUUUCAAACAGCCCGAUCAUCUCCAACCAGCCACACAUCUAUGGCGUUUGUUCACGCUCUGUGAGCUGACGGAGAAUAUGCGUCAGCAAGGGGACCAUACUUUUAUUGAAAUACUAAAUGCUUUGAGAAUAGGUGAGCUAACCGCUAACCAUUUUAGUAUUUUGAUGCAAAGAGUUAUUCAAAACCCAAGUGAUGAGUUUGCAACAGACAAAGCGUUAAGGGUAUACACUACUAAUCAGCAAGUAAACAAUCACAACGCUGCUGUUUUAAAUCUGUUCCGGAAUAAGGGAUCUCGAAUUUAUACCAUUAAAGCACAGGACCAAUUAAUUGACGCCACACGAAAUACAGAUACUUUAAAUUUAGCAAAUAUAAUACCAACAGAUAUAAAUAAGACUGGAGGCUUACCAUCAGUACUUGAAAUAUUUGUAGGAGCAAAAUUAAUGUUGCGGUCCAACAUUGACGUUACAAAAGGAUUGAUUCUGAACAGUCCUAGAACCCUAUAG